AUUCAUGUAUUUUAUCGAGAUUUUUCUUUAGAGAGGAGAGGGGUUGCCAUGGAAGCUCUUCUGUCUUCUUCUCCUAUUCCCUGCAUCAACCUCUCUAACUGUUUUUCAGACAUUGUUGAUCGUCCAAUCUUCCGUAGAUCUUGUCCGAAUAUCAAAUUCCAAAGUUCUGGGAAGAGUUACAACAUCUCCUCCACUCUCUCCCCAUCUUCUCGCUGCACGUCCUCCUCUGCAACUUCAUCGCCGCCUUCUUCUUAUUCUUCCACUUCCUCCAGUAAUCGCCAUUGGAGGGUGCGUGUAGAUACGCCUCCACAAGGGCUCGAAUCCAAAGUCGAUUUCGUCGAUUAUUAUGUGGAGAUUCUCUCGAAGGUUCUGGGCAACGAAAGAGAUGCACAGAUGAGUAUGUUUGAUGCUUCGUACGAUACCCAUUUCGGGUUUUGCUGUGAUAUUGACGAAGAUUCUUCACGCAAGCUCGCUUGUUUACCUGAAGUACUAUCUGUUAGGCCCGAAUUGGAUUAUAAUUGGGCGAAAAGGGAUUAUAGUUUCACGAACCAGCUGGAUUUUCCCCUGUUUCCAGAGGGGAGUGUGAAGCACUGGAAGGUUCGAAUUGAAAAGCCCGGAGUUGAGAUUGUUACUAAGGCUCAGAUGGUUGAUCAUUGUGUUAAAUUGCUAUCCAAGGUGUUGAGGAAUGAAAAGGAUGCACAAAUGUGUCUUUACCAUAUUUCUUGGCAAUCCAUUUUUGGGUUUUGCUGUGAACUAGAUGACGAGUGCAUACAGGAGUUAGCUGGUGUUCCCGGUGUUCUUGAUGUUGUAUCAGAUAACAGUUUCGAGUCACCAAACAAAGAUUAUGGAGGCAAUGCGGCUCGCAAUUCCAAAGAUCCUGAUAAUUCGGACUCUCCUCCCGUAAAGACAAAGAAGCUGUUUAUAACUGGACUGUCUUUCUAUACAUCUGAAAAGACGUUACGGGCAGCAUUUGAAGGCUUCGGUGAAUUGGUUGAAGUCAAAAUUAUCAUGGACAAGAUAUCAAAGAGAUCAAAAGGCUAUGCAUUUGUGGAGUACACAACCGAGAAAGCUGCAAGUGCUGCGCUGAAAGAGAUGAAUGGAAAGAUUAUAAACGGGUGGAUGAUAGUCGUUGAUGUAGCCAAAACCAAACCCUCCACGCGAAACAGAAGCAUAAGCCAACAGCAUCUGAAUCCUCCGUUUCGGGCACUAGUAGGGAGCGAUAAAGCUGAUGCUUUUGCUCAUGGGGAGCCUUGAGAUAAGAUGGUUCUCUGCCAUUUGGAAAUGCCAUUUUAGAGCAGACAAGAAAUGGUGUGUUGUUAUAACUCUCAGGGCAAACAGCAUUCAUUAGUUCUUGGUGAAUGCAAAAGUAACAUUUGUUGUAAAAUAGACACAGUAUUUUAUAUUAUAUAUCUAUGUAAAAUCUUUGUAAUAAAUUAAUCAAGAGGAACAUCAACAUUA
Molecule: messenger RNA, 1458 nt
Organism: Tarenaya hassleriana
Lineage: Eukaryota; Viridiplantae; Streptophyta; Magnoliopsida; Brassicales; Cleomaceae
Exons: 9
Coding region: 49-1254 (401 amino acids)
Biological process (GO): cytidine to uridine editing; mitochondrial mRNA modification
Cellular component (GO): mitochondrion
Molecular function (GO): RNA binding
Source: RefSeq, a predicted model, not a curated record